AUGCAGGAUAGUCACAAGUCGUUCCUUAUUAAAGAUCUGCUCGGCGACGUGCUGAGGCCGGGAGCGGCCGGUGCAAUAAGUCAAACAAAUAUUGAAGAAGAUCAAGAAACGUUACGGUGCAAUUCAGCAGCCAGUCCUAAUGUGGAAACUUCGGAUGCUGAAGAUGAUAUUUCGGUCGGUGACAACAGAAGCGAGACAUCCACGCCUAAAAAGUCAUUCACUUUCCCAGACGAAUACAAAAAGCAAAUAGACGGAGAAGAUGCAGAAAGGUCGUCGCCCUUAGAAUAUAGUUUGAAUAACCAAGCUAAUUAUAGUUCUCCAUUCAAAGAAGAUGAAAAUGAAUAUGACAGUAGGGCGGAAGAACGAAUGAAGUUGUACGAUACUAGUUUGUUUCACUUGUAUCGGCCGGAGCGGGAUGGGAAGAAAGAUGAGGGAACUGAAGGACCUAGUUACGAGCAUAUGACCGGCUUGUCAGACUCUAUCUAUGGAAGGUCUAUGGAUCUGUCGAAGAAUUCGUUCCAAUCGCAACUGCUAGCCGGCUUCGCGUCAGUUAUAGCUGGGAGUACGCAGCGUGAGUCACAGGAAACAAAUGAGCGUCAGUCUGGCAGUCGACCAACAGUGUCAUCGAAUUCGAGUCGCAAGCCGCGCCGGCGUCGCACUGCAUUCACACAUGCUCAGCUGGCUUACUUGGAGCGCAAGUUCCGCUGCCAGAAGUACCUAAGUGUUGCUGAUCGCGGGGACGUGGCUGAGGCGCUCAGUCUCAGCGAGACUCAAGUCAAGACUUGGUACCAAAAUCGAAGAACUAAAUGGAAGCGCCAGAACCAGUUGCGACUGGAGCAGUUACGUGCGCAGGCAGCGAGUGGAGAGCGUGAGCUGUCGGCGCACGCGCUGCCUUUAGCCUGCGCAUUGCUACCACCUUACCCUGCGUACAUGCACUGUCAUCUGUGA
Messenger RNA from Spodoptera litura, 948 nucleotides. RefSeq lists its product as uncharacterized. Gene Ontology annotation, biological process: regulation of DNA-templated transcription. Lineage: Eukaryota; Metazoa; Arthropoda; Insecta; Lepidoptera; Noctuidae. The record is from RefSeq and is a predicted model, not a curated record. Gene Ontology annotation, molecular function: DNA binding; DNA-binding transcription factor activity, RNA polymerase II-specific.